Camelus dromedarius (Arabian camel) is the source of this 7891-nucleotide messenger RNA. It is a transcript of the gene RIMS2, whose product is annotated as regulating synaptic membrane exocytosis 2. Gene Ontology annotation, biological process: regulation of membrane potential; positive regulation of synaptic transmission; regulation of synaptic vesicle exocytosis. Gene Ontology annotation, cellular component: presynaptic membrane; cytoskeleton of presynaptic active zone. The coding region runs from base 386 to 5356 and encodes 1656 amino acids. NCBI's taxonomy places the organism in Eukaryota, Metazoa, Chordata, Mammalia, Artiodactyla, Camelidae. The record is from RefSeq and is a predicted model, not a curated record. The transcript has 33 exons. Gene Ontology annotation, molecular function: small GTPase binding; transmembrane transporter binding.
CAGUCACCCCACCCUUAGCCGUCCCCGCCACCUUACUCUACCACCCUCCCCCGUGGCUUCGCGCACUCCGCGUCCCAGCCCAGCCUCCCGCUUCUCUCUCCCCCAAACCGCUCACUUGCCAGCCCUUUGCCCCCGGGAAGAAGAAACAUUUCCCGGAGCGCACUCCUCAGCCCUCCCUUCCCCCCGCGCUCGCCCUCCCCUCCCCCUCGCUCUUUUUAUCUUGGGGGAGGGGGGCUGUCGCCUCGGAUUGAAGGCCAUUGAUUUGUAUGUAUUUGUCCCAGCGCCGGAGGCUGCCCCAGCUGCCCGCGCGGGUGCCUCCGCCGCCGCCGCCGCCGCCAGUGGAGUUGCCUCCCUGCUUCACUAGGGUGGUUAGGCUCCACCAAACAUGUCGGCUCCUGUCGGGCCGCGGGGCCGCCCGGCUCCCACCCCGGUGGCCUCUCAGCCGCCUCUGCAGCCAGAGAUGCCCGACCUUAGCCACCUCACGGAGGAGGAGAGGAAAAUCAUCCUGGCCGUCAUGGACCGGCAGAAGAAAGAAGAGGAGAAGGAGCAGUCGGUGCUCAAGGUCAAAGAAGAACACAAACCACAACCGACACAGUGGUUUCCCUUUAGUGGGAUCACUGAACUGGUAAAUAACGUUCUUCAGCCCCAGCAAAAACAACAAAAUGAAAAGGAGCCCCAGACAAAACUUCAUCAGCAGUUUGAAAUGUAUAAGGAGCAGGUGAAGAAGAUGGGAGAAGAAUCACAGCAGCAGCAAGAACAGAAGGGUGACGCCCCAACCUGUGGUAUCUGCCACAAAACAAAAUUUGCUGAUGGAUGUGGCCAUAACUGUUCAUAUUGCCAAACGAAGUUCUGUGCUCGAUGUGGAGGUCGAGUGUCAUUACGCUCAAACAAGGAGGACAAAGUGGUUAUGUGGGUAUGUAAUUUGUGCCGAAAACAACAAGAAAUCCUCACUAAGUCAGGAGCAUGGUUUUAUAACAGUGGAUCUAAUACAGCACAGCAACCUGAUCAAAAGGCUCUCCGAGGACUGCGGAAUGAGGAGGCGCCUCAGGAGAAGAAAGCAAAACUCCAUGAGCAGGCCCAGUUCCCAGGACCCUCAGGUGACUUAUCUGUACCUGCAGUGGAGAAAAGUCGAUCUCAUGGGCUCACAAGACAGGAUUCUAUUAAAAAUGGGUCAGGAGUGAAGCACCAAAUUGCCAGUGACAUAGCUUCAGACAGGAAAAGAAGUCCAUCAGUGUCCAGAGAUCAGAACAGAAGAUACGACCAAAGGGAAGAAAGAGAGGAGUACCCGCAGUAUGCUACUCCGGACAGCACAAUGCCUAGAUCUCCAUCAGAUUAUGCUGAUAGGAGGUCUCAACGUGAACCUCAGUUUUAUGAAGAGCCUGAUCAUAUAAAUUACAGGGACUCCAACAGGAGAAGUCAUCGGCAUUCCAAAGAAUAUGUUGUAGAUGAUGAGGAUGUGGAGAGCAGGGAUGAAUAUGAGAGACAAAGGAGAGAGGAGGAAUACCAGGCACGCUACCGAAGUGACCCGAAUUUGGCCCGUUAUCCAGUAAAGCCACAGCCCUAUGAAGAACAAAUGCGUAUUCAUGCUGAAGUGUCACGAGCCAGGCAUGAGAGAAGGCACAGUGAUGUCUCUUUGGCAAAUGCUGAACUGGAAGACUCCAGGAUUUCUAUGCUAAGGAUGGAACGACCAUCAAGGCAAAGAUCUAUAUCUGAACGUAGAGCUGCCAUGGAAAGUCAGCGCUCUUAUUCAAUGGAAAGAACUCGAGAGGCUCAGGGACCAAGUUCUUAUCCACAAAGGACCACAAACCAUAGUCCUCCUACCCCCCGGAGGAGUCCAAUACCCAUUGAUAGACCAGACAUGAGACGUACUGACUCACUAAGGAAACAACACCACUUAGAUCCUAGCUCCGCUGUAAGGAAAACGAAACGGGAAAAAAUGGAAACAAUGUUAAGGAAUGAUUCUCUCAGUUCUGACCAGUCAGAGUCAGUGAGACCUCCACCACCAAAGCCUCAUAAAUCAAAGAAAGGAGGUAAAAUGCGCCAGGUUUCAUUGAGCAGUUCAGAGGAGGAAUUAGCUUCGACACCUGAAUAUACAAGUUGCGAUGAUGUUGAGAUUGAAAGUGAGAGUGUAAGUGAAAAAGGGGACAGUCAAAAGGGAAAAAGAAAAACUAGUGAGCAGGCAGUUUUGUCGGACUCUAACACCAGGUCUGAGAGACAAAAGAAAAUGAUGUACUUUGGUGGCCACUCUUUGGAAGAGGACUUGGAAUGGUCUGAGCCUCAGAUUAAGGACUCUGGGGUAGAUACGUGUAGUAGCACAACCCUUAACGAGGAGCAUAGCCAUAGUGAUAAGCACCCUGUGACGUGGCAGCCGUCUAAAGAUGGAGAUCGUUUAAUUGGUCGCAUUUUAUUAAAUAAGCGUUUAAAAGAUGGAAGUGUACCUCGAGAUUCAGGAGCAAUGCUUGGCUUGAAGGUUGUAGGAGGAAAGAUGACUGAAUCAGGUCGGCUCUGUGCAUUUAUUACCAAAGUUAAAAAAGGAAGUUUAGCUGAUACUGUAGGACAUCUUAGACCAGGUGAUGAAGUAUUAGAAUGGAAUGGAAGGCUAUUGCAAGGAGCCACAUUUGAAGAAGUAUAUAACAUCAUUCUGGAAUCCAAACCUGAACCACAAGUCGAGCUUGUUGUUUCAAGGCCUAUUGGAGAUAUACCUAGAAUACCUGACAGCACACAUGCACAACUGGAGUCCAGUUCUAGCUCAUUCGAAUCUCAAAAAAUGGAUCGUCCUUCUAUUUCCGUUACCUCUCCCAUGAGUCCUGGCAUGCUGAGGGAUGUUCCACAGUUCUUAUCUGGACAACUUUCAAGCCAAAGCCUUAGUAGAAGAACAACGCCUUUUGUUCCUAGGGUUCAGAUAAAACUAUGGUUUGACAAGGUUGGUCACCAAUUAAUAGUUACAAUUUUGGGAGCAAAGGAUCUCCCUUCCAGGGAAGAUGGGAGGCCAAGGAAUCCUUAUGUUAAAAUUUACUUUCUUCCAGACAGAAGUGAUAAAAACAAGAGAAGAACUAAAACAGUAAAGAAAACAUUGGAACCCAAAUGGAACCAAACAUUCAUUUACUCUCCAGUCCACCGAAGGGAAUUUCGAGAGCGAAUGCUGGAGAUUACCCUCUGGGAUCAAGCUCGAGUUCGCGAGGAAGAGAGUGAAUUCUUAGGAGAGAUUUUAAUUGAAUUAGAAACAGCACUAUUAGAUGAUGAGCCACAUUGGUACAAACUUCAGACCCAUGAUGUUUCUUCAUUGCCACUCCCCCACCCUUCUCCAUACAUGUCACGACGACAGCUCCACGGAGAGAGCCCGACACGGAGGUUGCAAAGGUCAAAGAGAAUAAGUGAUAGUGAAGUCUCUGACUAUGACUGUGAUGAUGGAAUUGGUGUAGUAUCAGAUUAUCGACACAAUGGCCGAGAUCUUCAAAGCUCGACAUUGUCAGUGCCAGAACAAGUAAUGUCAUCAAACCAUUGUUCACCAUCAGGGUCUCCUCACCGAGUAGAUGUUAUAGGAAGGACUAGGUCAUGGUCACCCAGUGUCCCUCCCCCACAAAGUCGGAAUGUGGAACAGGGACUUCGAGGGACACGCUCUACUAUGGGACAUUAUAAUACAAUCAGCCGAAUGGAUAGACAUCGUGUCAUGGACGACCAUUAUUCUCCAGAUAGAGACAGUCAUUUUCUUACUCUACCUCGCUCCAGAUAUAAUCAGACCAUUGAACAUCAUCACAGGGAUGGCAGGGAUUGUGAAGCAGCAGAUAGACAGCCAUAUCACAGAUCCAGAUCAACAGAACAGCGGCCUCUCCUAGAGCGGACCACCACCCGCUCCAGAUCCACUGAACGUCCUGAUACAAACCUCAUGAGGUCGAUGCCUUCAUUAAUGACUGGAAGAUCUGCCCCUCCUUCACCUGCCUUAUCGAGGUCUCAUCCUCGUACUGGGUCUGUCCAAACAAGCCCAUCAAGUACUCCAGUGGCAGGACGAAGGGGCCGACAACUCCCACAACUUCCACCAAAGGGAACAUUGGAGAGAAACAAUGGAGUCAAGGAGAUAGAACCAUAUGAAGAAGAAGUGGACACCACAAGGAGAAGACAUGCAGGUGCUAUGGAUAUAGAGGAGAGAAAUCGCCAAAUGAAAAUUAACAAAUACAAACAGGUAGCCGGAUCAGAUCCCAGACUGGAACAAGAUUACCAUUCAAAGUAUCGAUCAGGAUGGGAUCCUCAUAGAGGGGCAGAUAAUAUUUCCACUAAAUCUUCGGACAGUGAUGUAAGUGAUAUAUCUGCGGUUUCAAGGACUAGUAGUGCUUCUCGUUUCAGCAGCACAAGCUACAUGUCUGUCCAAUCAGAACGGCCAAGAGGAAACAAGAAAAUCAGUGUCUUUACAACCAAAAUGCAAAGCAGACAAAUGGGCAUCUCGGGGAAGAACAUGACUAAAAGCACCAGCAUCAGCGGAGACAUGUGCUCGCUGGAGAAGAACGAUGGCAGCCAGUCUGACACUGCGGUGGGCGCCCUGGGCACCGGCGGCAAAAAGCGGCGCUCUAGCAUUGGGGCCAAAAUGGUAGCUAUUGUUGGUCUCUCCCGGAAAAGCCGCAGUGCUUCUCAGCUCAGCCAGACGGAAGCCGGAGGUAAGAAGCUACGGAGCACCGUCCAGAGAAGUACAGAGACAGGCUUGGCUGUGGAGAUGAGGAACUGGAUGACCCGGCAGGCAAGCCGAGAAUCGACAGAUGGCAGCAUGAACAGCUACAGCUCGGAAGGAAAUCUGAUUUUCCCUGGUGUCCGCUUGGCCUCUGAUAGCCAAUUCAGCGACUUUCUGGAUGGCCUUGGCCCAGCCCAGCUAGUGGGGCGCCAGACUCUGGCCACACCUGCAAUGGGCGACAUUCAGGUAGGAAUGAUGGACAAAAAGGGACAGUUGGAGGUGGAAAUCAUUCGGGCCCGUGGCCUUGUUGUAAAACCAGGUUCCAAGACACUGCCAGCACCCUAUGUAAAGGUGUAUCUAUUAGAUAAUGGAGUCUGCAUCGCCAAAAAGAAAACAAAAGUGGCAAGAAAGACGCUGGAACCCCUUUACCAGCAGCUGUUAUCUUUUGAAGAAAGUCCCCAAGGAAAGGUUUUACAGAUCAUUGUCUGGGGAGAUUAUGGCCGCAUGGAUCACAAAUCCUUCAUGGGAGUGGCCCAGAUACUUUUAGAUGAACUGGAGCUAUCCAAUAUGGUGAUUGGGUGGUUCAAACUUUUUCCUCCUUCCUCCCUAGUAGAUCCAACCUUGGCCCCUCUGACAAGAAGAGCCUCCCAAUCCUCUCUGGAAAGUUCAACUGGACCUUCUUACUCUCGUUCAUAGCACCUGUAAGACUGUUGUCAUAGCAACCAGCGUUACAAAAAAAAAUCACAGGUCGCAAACCCUGGUAACACUGCAUGCUUAAUGUUGUGUCUUCUGAGCCUGUUUCUAGGGAUACAAAGCGAUCCUGUGUUCUCAGAGGAAGUCGCACACAUUGUGCCCUAAAGAAUGCCCUCAGGUGAAAGAGCAGAGCCGUGACGAACUAUCAGGUUUGGAGUUCAGGCACACUCGAGUUUUGUCCAAUCUGAAGCCAUGGAUUAAUCUCAAAGAAUCAGUCAGUUUCAUGCAGCAAAAGCCCUUUUCAAUGGCACCUUUAUAUUUUUAUCGUUCCUUUUUCAUUUCUCUGACCCCAAAGCCCUGUGAUGCCACAGAAAUGGAGCUAUCCAGCCAUUAAGCCAUCUUACAAGUCAAGGAGUGAAGUCCUCAGAAGCAUCAGGUGAAAAGCAAGAGACCAAAGAUGUGGUCCAGGAUAAAACAUCAGCCCUCCUCUGGACGGGGGACAGGAGCAGCCAGUCCAACGUGACGACGUAGACGGUGGCAGACUUCGGAGCUCCAGCAGGCAUGUCACUCCCUCAUGCAAAGAUGUGUUGGACUCUGAAAAAAACAAUUCUGUGGCUAUACUGUACUAAAUGAAAUUAACUUUUUUUGCAUGGACACAGAUUAGCUGAAUCCUUAAAUUAUUUUCUUGGAGCUGCAACUUGCAAAAAAGUAAAAAUCAGCCAUUUUCAACAAUUUAUAUUAUUUUUAAAGAUAAAUUUCACUAGUGCAUGGUUUUAAAAAAGGGAGCGAAUGCAACAGGGUGAUACAAAGACACACCAUGUUUAUUCUUUAAUCAUAGUCUGUGUUUUGGCAGACAUUACAGAAAAAAAUACUUUCUAGAAGAUGCUUAAAAUUCUCUUUAUGUGACAAAUAAGCAUAAUAUAUUCAAUUUAUUUCCAUGUUAAAUACACAGAUCUUACGAAGUUCAAAAUGUGCAAAUUGUUCACAUCUUUCUUCCUCUUUUAAUCUUUUAUUUUCUUUCUCCCUACCAGAGUGAACAUUAUGCUAAAAAAUUACAAGUUUUUGAUCUGAUACUCUUACACCCUAUAUUUGAUUCAGAGCUGUAGAUGCUGCUGAAUUUCUCAAGGGGACAAAAAAAGCUUUAUUUCAAGCAUGUUGAAAGGAUUUUGCAACAUGACUUGGGAGUACAUUAAAGUAAGUCAGCAUGUAUUUGAUAAAGAAGAUAUUUGAACUUUUGCAAUUUAUUGUACAGUGCAUGGUAGUUUUAUUUUCACCUUCAAAGUUCAGUUUACAGAAAAAUCCUAAAAUCAUGUGGCCGUUGUAAUGUCUAAUUUGUUUUUCACACCAGCAUUAUUCAUACAGGGGUUAAAGUAUUAUUUCUAGAAGGUCUUAGGUUUUGUUUUUUAAUUCAAGCAAUUUCUUUAGCCAAUUUCCAUUUACUAUGUGAAUAAAAACACUUAAAAAUUUGGAACCCUGAAACAUAGGGGCUGUUUAUUAAUUCAUUUUUCUGUAGUAAAAUUCAAUUUUUCACAAAAUAUAUUUCUAAAGAAAUAUAGUAAACAUAAGACUCUAUGAAAGUCAGUCUAUUAACAGUUCUCUUAUGCCAUCACCAAAAGUCUACACACAAACCCCCUAAAGUCAAACCCCUGCCUUUGGUUUUACAGACAGUUAUUACCAUUGGGUGGUGCUGCAAGGUCAAAUUUCUCCAAAGUUCCCUGACUUAGAGGAAAAGUCACUGGUUAAUGUAGUAAACCACCCAUACUUUCUUUCUGUAGACUUUGAAAACACAUUCUUAUAGGUUCAUUUUAAUUUCUUACAACAACUUUUGAAAUCCAGAUACAUACCAUUUGUUCAAGUUGAGGCCAUGCACAAAAAUUGCUUUUCUUUCCCUGUUUAAAUUCAGUGCUGACCAUUAAAAACUAUCAUGCUUGAUAUGGUGCAAAAGUUAAAAUGAGUAUCACUAAAAAUGCCUUGUCCUUAUGUGGUGCAAUACGAAAUACACCGAGACUGUGUCUUGACAUUCUGAGACCUGCGAUGGACCCAGGUAACGUUGAAAGAAUGAAUAAAACUUUAUUGAAAUGAUUUAGACACUUGUGUACCAGCAACAAUUGAUUUAAUAGACCUCUAGUGUCUAUACUUUCCCUUAGAAUAAACGUUUACCAUUUUCCUGAUACUAAGAUGCAGUCACAUAAUCUUUUGUGCAUAUUCCUAUAUAAAUUAUUUCUAAUUUUAAUAAGAAGGACUGGACUGUGUGGAAUAUUUGUACAUACUUGUCAUUAUGCAGUAUUUAUUUUAAAAUUGGUGUUUUUUUUUUAAUUUUCACAUGUCUGCACCUCGACUUGUGGUUUAGUCAUGUAAAUAGCACUAUUCCAGUGACCGUUGCUGCCCUGUACAUAGUAUGUUUUAAAAGCAAAGGGAAUUCCAGUUGGAAAAAAAAAAAAAGGGCAGAUUAGUCCUGUAAUGAACAUAACUAAUGUAAAACUCAAAUUCAUUCUGGUGAUGGGAUUUAAACACUUUAAAUAAAACAUUUUCUUUACA